Molecule: messenger RNA, 1791 nt
Organism: Encephalitozoon cuniculi GB-M1
Lineage: Eukaryota; Fungi; Microsporidia; Unikaryonidae
Exons: 1
Coding region: 1-1791 (596 amino acids)
Biological process (GO): lipid metabolic process
Source: RefSeq, marked provisional
AUGGAAAUUUGUCUGAAGAUCAAGAAAGUUGACGUCCCGGAGAAUACCUACGACACCCUAGUCCUAAAUUAUGACGGUGAGGACGUAGUCUUUGAAGAUAUGGUUGUUAUGACCUUUAAGAAAUUUCACAGUACGGUUAUAGGCGAUAGUAAGAUUUUGUUAAUGAAGAACUCUUUUCCUUGGGCCUUGUGCACUGGAGUUGUUUUGUUGAGGCAUUCCUUUUUCAGAGAUGGAGACGAGGGGCGAGAGCAUUGGUCGCAGAUUCUCCAUGGGAAAUACCGUGAUAAAGCAAGCAGCUAUGACUUCGAGGCACGGGAAGUUGUGGGGAAGAUGCAGUACGAGUUUACAAGAAGGAUGCAUAGGGAGAGAGACAUGCAAGAAGAAGACGAGAUAAGCGGGUUUGUUCAGAAGGUGUUUGGGUUCUUUUUUAGCAGCGAAAAGGCCGGAACCAUUCUGAGCAUAAGGAAGCUGAUGAAUUACGUCAAUAGUGGAAGCCAUGGAUGUAGACUGAACAUAUUGUUUGGAGGACUUCUGAUUGAAAAGACGAUUGCGGAGCUCAACUCGCAGUUUACUAGAGACGUUGACCUGGCUCUCGAAGUAAGCCACGACCGCCUUCCAAGAAUUUUCAGUGAUGCAGGCCAUGCCAAAGAUCCUCUGGAUUCCAAGAGGGAUGGGCCAAAAGAGACAGGAGCAGGCGAAGCACGGUUGUUUAAGUUGAGGCUCCCUAGAUGCAGCCCCCUACACAAUAAAGACGGGACGAAUGAUGGAUCGAUGCGGAUAUCCGAGACAUUGUCAAGCAAUGGAUACUUGUUGUGUAACUUGCAGAUGCUCCGGAAGAUAAAGAAGCUGUUUUACUUCACCAUGGGCUCAUACGCCAACAGUUGGCCUAGCAUGUUUCUUACUCCACAGGCGGUGGUUGAUGAGUCGGUCCCGAAGGAUAGGAAGGCGGUGCUCAGGCUGUUGGGAAUAGAGGAUAGAGACCUGCUCUGUAUCAAUCUGGAGCCUUCUGAGGUGGUCCAGUACAUAAUCUUUCGUGACAGAGAGAACGGAAGAGUCAUGGUCUCAUUUAAAGGAACUACAAACUCUGAGGAGACGAUCCAGGACAUAAACUGCGAGUACACGGAAUUCAGUAGUGGAUUUGUACACAACGGGUUCAAAAGACUGUCGACCCACUUUAUAAGCAGGCACAUUGGUGCUAUUGAGAAAAUUCUCGAGGAGCUGGGAAUCAAAAAGCUUACUCUAUUGGGACAUUCUCUUGGAGGAGCAAUUGCAGCACUGGUUAAGAUAAUGAUAGAAGAGAUGAAUCUCCUGAAAGAUGUGGAUGUAGAGGUGAUAGUCUUUUCAAGCCCUCCCGUGGUUUCUGAGGAAGUAGCAUCGAGAUUUAGCGACGGGAUAACUGUGAUAAACUACGGAAACGAUAUAAUACCUCGAAUGAGCUAUGGAAGCGUACUGGAUCUCAAGUUUCUUUGCUGCUCGAUUGGAGAAAGGCACAGUCCGCUGGAUUCCACCGAAGAUGUCGGAAAGGAGAUGGACUUGGUUCUGUCUUAUCUUAGGAGCACACGCAUGUAUCCGAAGUUGUAUUUUCCAGGAGAGCUCAUACACAUAAAAAGAAUCCGAUGCUCACUUAACAAGAACGAAAAUCCCAUUGUCGUGUUCAAGAGUGUGGACAGAAAGUUUUUUGACCACAUUGUUCUUAUAAAGCAUGCAGCAAAGCACCACAUGAUGAGCCACAUAGCAUCUGUGAUUGAUGAGGGGAUCUGCUUGCUUGAAAGGAAAGAGGCAAAGGAUUGA